AUGGCGUCGAACCCGGAUUCUCACACUGCGAAUUCUACUGCUAGUAACGCUGCAGUCUCUAACGCGGAUGGAAGCACGAGCAGGAGGUUCCCAGAAUCGGGUUACCUGUCGCUGCAGCCAUAUGAUCCCCCGGAAUGGGCCUCUCAUUUGAGCCCCCUGCCCAGCCAGUUCCUCACUCUCGCACAUCGUCCAACGCCUAUUCACCGGUGGAACAUUCCAGAUCUCCCACCCGGCACGGAGCUCUACAUCAAGAGGGAUGAUCUUUCAGGAAUGGAGCUCAGCGGCAACAAGGUGCGCAAGCUGGAGUUUCUACUCGCUGACGCCCUCGCCAAGGGAGCAGACACGCUCAUCACCAUCGGAGGCAUCCAGAGCAACCACUGCCGCGCGACAGCUGUCGCCGCGCGAUUGGCCGGGCUCGAGGCGCACCUUAUCCUGAGGACCAGCAGGGCGCUAGCGGGCUCUGAUCCAGGCCUGGAGGGCAACCUGCUGGUGGAACGCAUGGUGGGGGCGAGGGUGCAUCUGGUUACCAAGGAGGAAUACGCCAAGCAUGGCAGCGAGCACCUGGGCAGGGUGUUGGCAGAGAGGCUAUCAGCUGAGGGAAGGAAGCCGUACGUCAUUCCUGUUGGGGGCUCCAACGCUCUCGGCACCUGGGGAUAUAUGGAGGCGGUGAGGGAGAUCGAGCAGCAGCUGAGCAGAGGCGAGGCGGGAGGUGCCUCCGGGUUUGACGAUAUUGCCAUGGCGUGUGGCAGUGGCGGCACCUCAGCUGGGUUGGCGCUAGGAGUGCACCUCAGUGCUCUCUCUUCGCGGGUGCAUGCCUACUCGGUGUGCGAUUCCCCUGGCUAUUUCUAUGACUACAUUCAAGGGUUGCUGGAUGGAGUGACUUCUAAGCCAGGGAGCGUUGCUUCAAGGGACCUGCUGCGAGUUAUUGACGUGAAGGGGGCAGGCUAUGCCAUAAGCACGGAGGAGGAGCUUCAGCUGGUGCAGUCAGUUGCUCAAAGCACAGGAAUAGUUCUCGACCCAGUCUACAGUGGAAAGGCCCUCAGGGGGUUGCUACAGGACAUGAAGCAGAACCCAGACGAAUGGGCGGGGCGGCGAGUUUUGUUUGUACAUACGGGAGGGCUGCUGGGUAUGUACGACAAGGUGCAGCAGCUUCUGCCGAUGGUGGGCAGGUGGGAGAGGAUGGCAGUUUGA
Molecule: messenger RNA, 1191 nt
Organism: Closterium sp. Yama58-4
Lineage: Eukaryota; Viridiplantae; Streptophyta; Zygnematophyceae; Desmidiales; Closteriaceae
Source: the annotation of a GenBank genome assembly